Messenger RNA from Homarus americanus (American lobster), 2795 nucleotides. RefSeq names its product phosphoacetylglucosamine mutase-like (gene nst). The transcript is spliced from 9 exons. The record is from RefSeq and is a predicted model, not a curated record. Gene Ontology annotation, molecular function: magnesium ion binding; phosphoacetylglucosamine mutase activity. The coding region runs from base 110 to 1726 and encodes 538 amino acids. Lineage: Eukaryota; Metazoa; Arthropoda; Malacostraca; Decapoda; Nephropidae. Gene Ontology annotation, biological process: UDP-N-acetylglucosamine biosynthetic process; carbohydrate metabolic process.
AGGGCGGAAAGUAAUCAGCUGUUGUGAGCGUCAGCUGAGGCCGGUGACACCACACCUCCGCCUCACCCUCUCGGACACCUACUAGGACUGCCACACACACUCCAUCAACAUGAACUUUACAGAAGCUGUACGUGUUGCCCAAGAACAGUAUCCCAAGAAAGUGACCAAACCAAUUAAGUAUGGAACGGCGGGCUUCAGAUCCAGGGCAGAUGCAUUAGACUUCAUCAUGUACCGGAUGGGCCUCCUGGCAGGUCUCCGAGCACGUGACACAUCAUCUGUAAUUGGUGUUAUGAUCACUGCAUCACAUAACCCAGUACCUGACAAUGGAGUUAAGUUAGUGGAUCCCAUGGGAGAAAUGUUAGCCCCAGCCUGGGAGGUUCAUGCCACCACAUUGGUCAAUGCCACAGAUGAGGGCAUAGCCAGUGCUCUAGAGGGGAUUGUCAGUGAAGCUCACAUUGACACCAGCAAGAAGGCACUGGUGUUUGUUGGUCGUGAUACCAGGCCGAGCAGCAACCGUUUAUGUGAUGCAGUUAUUGCUGGUGUUACUGCAGUUGGAGGAGAGUUUAAGGAUUUUGGAAUUGUAUCCACUCCAAUAUUGCAUUAUGUAGUGACAUGCUACAAUGAUGGUGGAAAAUAUGGUGAAGCUACAGUACAAGGAUAUUACCAGAAGAUUUCCAGGGCGUUUAAUAAAUUACGUUCAUCCGGUACUUCCAAUGGCAACUAUGACCCAGUGAUCCUUUACGAUGGAGCUAAUGGUGUAGGAGCAUUGGCAAUGUCCGAGUUCUUGAAUAACAUGAAGAAGUCUUUAAAUGUCACCAUCUUCAACAAGGGAGAAGGUGUACUCAACCAUUUAUGUGGAGCUGAUUAUGUGAAGGUACAACAAAAAUGGCCAGAAGGUGUACCAAAGACUCAGAAUGUAAGAUGUGUAUCAGUUGAUGGUGAUGCUGAUCGUGUUAUCUACAGUUACCUUGAUAGUGAUGGAAAAUUCUACAUGUUGGAUGGAGACAAGAUUGCCACAUUGGUAGCCGGUUAUCUACAGGAGCUGGUAAAAGGUUCAGGACUACAACUUAAACUUGGUCUAGUACAAACUGCAUAUGCUAAUGGAGCAUCUACUGCCUACAUCACUGAGAAACUGGGAGUACCUGUGGCUUGUGCUAAAACUGGUGUUAAACAUUUACAUCAUAUGGCUUUGGAAUUUAACAUUGGUGUUUACUUUGAAGCUAAUGGUCAUGGAACUGUAAUUUUCUCCAAGACUGCAAGAGAGGCUAUUGAAACUGCUGCACAAGCCAAAAAUAACAGUGCAGAAAAGUUAUCACAAGUAUUAGAUGUCAUCAAUGAAACUGUUGGAGAUGCUAUCUCAGACAUGCUGCUUGUGGAAACUGUUCUUCAUGCCCGAGGCUGGUCUGUCUCGGACUGGAAUGAUGCAUACACUGAUCUUCCCAACAGACAAAUGAAGGUGACUGUUGCAGAUAGGGCAGUGAUCACUACAACUGAUGCAGAGCGAGUAUGUGUGACACCAGAAGGUUUACAGAACACUAUCAACAAAAUUGUUAAGGCCUUCCUGAAGGGCAGAUCUUUUGUACGACCAUCAGGAACAGAGGACAUUGUCCGUAUUUAUGCUGAAGCUUCCACACAAGAAGAAGCGGAUAAUUUAGCAAUUCAGGUUGCUUGUGCUGUGUAUGAACAUGCAGGUGGUAUUGGAGAUAGACCUAAAGCUCCAUGCUAAUAUAGUAACUAUUCUGUAGAGUACACAAUACUUUUUAAUUAAAAAAUGAGGUGUCAGAAACUCGGACACCAGCUUGUAUCAAUUCAAAAAAAUGUGGCAGCUUCAUUAAAACACAAAUGAACAUAUGAAUUACUUUUAGAAUUACAUUACAGUAUGAAUGAUUACAAGCAUAGCAAAAUUUGUUAUACAUGUAUAACAUGUGUAGUUAUUAAUUGUCACAGGCACCUGGAACUCCAGGUUACCAUAUGCAAAACACUUACAGUUCCACUCUGUUUUGCAAAUGUGUGGUUAGACAUCAUAAACUCUACAUUUUGUAACAUUUAGUAUUACUUUGAGAAAAUGUUUGAAAUGUGCUUAAUGGCAAAUUAUUUAUUCUCACUCUUGCCAGCCUUUACCCACGUGGUGCAGGGUUGCCAGCAAUGUUGUUAAUGCCCUAUGUGCCUUCAGAAUUUGAUUUGGGUAAAAAGACAUUCAGUCCACGAGUUGCGCACCAUUUAUGCAUUGCAGGUGAAGGCUUUUCUAUAUUUUUAUAUUUGUCCAGCGCAGAUUUGUUUACACAACCAAAUAAAAGGUUUAGUGCUGCAUCUCAGUUUUCUAAGAUUGCUGUGCCCCGAGUGAGAGGGUUACUGUCCCAGUCUACCAUGAGAAUUAAAUAAACUUUUUUUUUUAGUUGAUAGUGAAAUAAAAAAUGAGGCCAUUAUGACUUUAAAAAUCUAUGGUAAGAAGCUUCCUUCCUUGAAUGUUUAUUUUUAUUUUAUGAAAAUACGUAUAACCAAAAGUACCUUAAUUCAAUUACAAGUCGGCAAAGUUAAUACAAAUACAUAUGUACUUUACUGAAAAGUAAAUUCAAACUUCAAACUAAUUAAAAAAUGAAGAUCUGAUAAUGCAGUACAUGUAGUUGUAUUCAUAGGUUGUGACCAUACAACCUGUUGAGAUCUGUUGGCUUUGGGAGUUGAAUUAAGGUCCUAGUCAACUCCAGUGCUACUACCUGUAUUAUAGUCCUUGAUGCAGUAUUGUUAAAAACCUGUUUGUGUAGAACUAUUUACUGAAAUAAAUGGGAUUUAGUAAA